Myxocyprinus asiaticus (Chinese sucker) is the source of this 10245-nucleotide messenger RNA. Its product is annotated as HMG box transcription factor BBX-like. NCBI's taxonomy places the organism in Eukaryota, Metazoa, Chordata, Actinopteri, Cypriniformes, Catostomidae. Gene Ontology annotation, biological process: regulation of transcription by RNA polymerase II. The transcript has 17 exons. The record is from RefSeq and is a predicted model, not a curated record. Bases 365 to 3091 code for a protein of 908 amino acids. Gene Ontology annotation, cellular component: nucleus. Gene Ontology annotation, molecular function: DNA-binding transcription factor activity, RNA polymerase II-specific; RNA polymerase II transcription regulatory region sequence-specific DNA binding.
GAGGGGAAUUGUUCGACUGAAACGAAAGUACUCAUUCGAAGUGCCAUUCGGCCACCACCGUUACUCGUUUUGAGCGAUCGGCGCUAUUCGGAUGUAGUUUUGUCGACUUCACACUGCGCCGUUCCAUGCACGGCGGCGUCCAUCCGGUAAAAAUAAUAUAGGAGCUGUCUGCACGGACGGCCACUGCAGAGCAGUUCUGGUGUGUCAAUAAGUUUGAGGUGCACCGAAUGCUGGAAUGAGAAGGCCCUGGCGUUUCGGCAGGAUUUCAGGGGUCAUCUUCAUCGCAUGAUACAGCCUGACUGACAGAUCCAUCCUCAUCUUUCCAAUACAGUAUUUCCAUAUUCUGUGACUGGUCAGCAGCAGUAUGAAGGGUGGAGGUGGAGGAAAGGAACCUCCGGUGGAGGGAGAGGUCAGCGGAAAGAGGCCCAAACGCAAGUGCCUGCAGUGGCACCCGCUGCUUGCCAAGAAAGCUCCAGACUACUCUGAGGAAGAGGAGGAGGAGGAUGAAGAGGAGCUGGAGAAGGAGCCAGUGUUAUGUGCAAAGAGUGGGGGUCAGGAGACAGAAUGUGGUGGAGUGGAAGAUGAUGGUGAAGAAUUCUCAUCUGAGCAGCGGGCUCGCCGGCCCAUGAAUGCCUUCCUGCUGUUCUGCAAACGGCACCGCUCGCUAGUCCGGCAGGAGCACCCACGACUUGACAACCGGGGUGCCACUAAGAUCCUGGCAGACUGGUGGGCUGUAUUGGAUCCCACAGAAAAACAGAAAUACACAGACAUGGCCAAAGAGUACAAGGAUGCCUUCAUGAAGGCUAACCCAGGUUACAAAUGGUGUCCUGCCACCAACAAGCCGGUAAAGAGUCCCUCCCACUCUGUGAGUAAUGCCCGUAAGAAGGUCUGGUCCCUGCCCUCUAACCCUAGCAAGGAUUCUUCCGUUGCCAAAAAACAGCCCAAAACUGACAGCACACCCCAGCUUAACUUUGCCAUGGCAGAUCCCACUAAGAUGGGGGGCCUAAGCAUGCUGCUGUUAGCUGGGGAACACGCCCUGACUGCCAGAGAGAUUUCCUCCAGCUCUUCCCAAUCAGGAAGCACAGAUGUUGCUAAACAUACUGGGAAAUCAGCCCUUUUCCAGCUCGCUGAGCAGAUUUCUUCCAGUCCAGUGCAGCCAACUGGGGGAAGGAAAAAUGCUGAGGAUACAAGCUCUCUCACACAUGUAGAGGCCUCUGGACCAUCUCAGCCAAGCUCACCAGACCUCCCCAAAAGUUGUGUUAAAUCACCCCUGUUUCAGCUGGCUGAGCAGAUCUCCUCCAGUAGGUCUCAAUCUGUGUCUGAAGGGAGGCAGUGUGGUCAGUCAGCUCUUUUCCAGCUCGCUGAGAUUAGUCUGGCCUCUGAGGCAGAAAAGAUGGAAGCUCGUUCCUCCCAGCCCUCAGGUGGUUCCUCAUCUCUCUGUGCUCAGCACAGCUCAAGUAGCACAUCCAACCCUGACCACAAAGAGCACAUGGACUCUCCUCAUCUUCCUCUUGACACGCCAUCGUCAUCAUCAUCUUCCUCUUCUGCCUCUACCUCCGGCUCCUCCUCUUCCACUGUCACCACCCCAACUGAGCUUAGCCCAUCAAAGACACCGAAGAAGAAGAAAAAGAAGAAAGAAAAUAAAGCGUCCGACGAGUCUGAGAAGAAUCCCGGUUCGCCCAAAAAAGUGAAGAAGCGUCAGUCAUCCGAGUCGGACUUGGACAGUGUAAUGUUCACUAUUGAGGCAGUAGCUAAAGGUGCUUGGGGCUCAGAAGAGAUACCCAGGAAGAAACCUCGUCCCUCAGGAAGUGAGAGCAGCCCCGUCGCGGACCAAUCUCCACCUGUGAACAAGAAAACGAAACCUAAACCGAAGAAACAGCUGAAGAUGAAAGAAGACGUGACGGAGGAAGAGGGGGAAGAAGAAAAUAUAAAGCAACAGGAUGUGGAAAUGAAAACAGAGGAAGCUCACCUGAACCCUAAGACAGAGGAUGAGAAGGAGCCAGAUGUGAAGGUUGAGCCCCCUAGCUGUGUGGAAGAAUUAGCACCUCACUGUUCUUCUCCACUUCCGAUUGAACCAGAAGAGAAAGACACAGACACCAAACCGCCUAAAGCCAGAGAGGAGGAUAAAGAACCAGAGGUUAAACCAGAGGCCUGUGGCUCCAGGAAGUCAGAGCGAAGCUGUAAAGGAGCGCUUUAUAAGACUCUGGUGUCUGAAGGGAUGCUCACAUCAUUGAGAGCAAAUGUGGAUAGAGGGAAAAGAGGUUCUAUGCGUGGCAGUUUGUCCGAUCAUGAGGGUGGCUGGAAUGAUGAGAGCUGGGGAUUUUCUCAGACUGCUGCCAGCAACCCUAAAAAGCUCAAGAAGUCCAAGUCCAAAGAGGAAAGCACCCCAGGACUAGGAAAGCUUGAAGAGGAGUUCGAGAAAAAGUUCAACAGCUUACCGCAGUACAGCCCCCUGACAUUUGACAAAAAGACUGUGGCGGUCACCAAGAAGAAAAAAACAAGUAUGUCCAGCCCUCCUGAACAGCCCAAACCCUGUAAGGGUUCAUCCUCAUCUCAGAAAAAGACUUUAUUCCACAAGAUAGUCAACAAGUACAAACACAGGAAGGAGAAAUCCAUUGCAGCAGACAAAGACAAUGUCGUACCUGACCCUGUGCUCAUGGAAACAAGUCCAGUGAAGUCGGGUAGUCCAUGUGUGUCUCCCACUCCUGAGCCCCUGAAAGUUCUGGACUCGCCCGUGGGCAGUCAGAAAAGGAAGGCCAGGAAGAGUAAAAUCACACACUUGGUGCGCACAGCCGAUGGCCGUGUGUCACCUGCAGAGGAGGAAAAAUCUGAUCAGGCCAAGAAUCAGGAUGAAAAGCCAUUUACUCAAGAGACAUUAUGCAAUAGAGGGGGCUGCUACACUGACCCCAGGUCAGCGGAAGUGGACAGGGCGGACGCGUCUGGUGGCCUCCCGGCCUUCUUCAGCUUAGCAGCCCUCGCUGAGGUUGCAGCCAUGGAGAAUGUGCACAGAGCCCAGCGUGCUGUGAGCAUCCCCACUGAUGGUCAAGUAAAGGACAUGGCCCCUGUAUUGAUCUCCUGUGCAGACCAGUGAGGUCUUAGCCUGGCCCGGGCCAGGUCCAACCUGGUCAGGGCCCAUGUAUGGACAUGCUGGGACCUUAUCCUUGACCCCUGGCCCUGCUGCUUGGGGGAUACAGAGAAAGAGAGAGAGACUGGAAAGGGAUGAGAGAAGCUCUGAGAUGGAUGAUGUUUUAUCCCAGAAGCCUUCACCUUCCACCCCACACCACCCUCCCUCCCUUUCACCCCCUCGGGGCCCCAGGGAAGCCAAUCCUGGUCCCCGAGCUUCCUCUGUUGGCUCCGGACCAGUUAUCAGACUUUACAAUCUGCAAGAAAUGGCUACUAUUUAAGGUCAAGUUUUGCGUACAAGUGCAUUGAAGCAAGUGCUCUCUCUCUAUUUGUCUUUUUCUAUAUAUUUUUUUCUGGUAAGCUUCAUUGCACAAACUUCUUCACAUUGCAACAUUCACUCUCUCUUGGUCAGAGGAAUGUUUUAUGGCUUCCUUCUGCCCUUCCUGGUCUGAAUCUAAAGAGAGGGAGAGAGAGAGAGAGUGUGUGUGUGUGUGUGUGUGUGUGUGUGUGUGUGUGAGAGAGAGAGAGAGAGAGAGAGAGAGUGUGUUUCAAGACUGCUCAACCUCAGCUUCAUACCUCAAGCCCUAUUCAGAUUUUUUCUGUUCAUGGUUCAAUACCAUCUUCACCUUCACAAUGCACAGUUGAUGCCUAGAUGCCUCUUUACUUUCAAGCAAUGACCCUCAAUUUGUCUGGUGCCUCUGUCAGUUAAGAGAAAGCACCUGUUUUUCUCUCACAAACAGCAGUAAUAUGUCAGGGGGGAGCCGGAUGUUUGUGCGAGUCGUGCUGCGGUCGCACGCAUGCCUACAAGAGUUUCUGACAGACUGAAUCACCUGGUGGAAAACCAGUUGAAACUUCCGAAAUUGUGACACACUGUCACUAUUCAUUCUGUGCUUUUGCAUAGCCAGGGUCCAAAAUUAACUCUUGCAAAGUGCCAAAUGGGAGUAAAAAUGAAUCGCUAACUUUAUUAGGAACUGCAGCAUUGCUUGGUUUAAACCGAAUUGUAACAACACUGGUCUGAACCUCGCUAAUGUAGGUGACUUGCGCUAUUCAAAUCAAAGACACAAACAAACAUAUUAACAUAAACAAGUGACGCGACUUGCGCAUCUUCUAACGAUGUAUAGUCUACAUCAGUGGAACAUUUUCAAUCUUAAGUUUAUCUAGGACGUCUACUUGUUUUUUUUUUUCUCCCGAACUCCUUGUGGCAAAACAUAUGUGGAAUAUUCCUUGGAUUAAGUCACCAAAACAAAAAUCUGAAGUUCAGUAUCACAUUGUGCUAACGAUUCUAAAAAACGAUGCAGUUUGUGACAAGUGCAGUUUCACCAUGAGACGGAGACUGACUCGUCUCAUAAAUGAUGCUGCGAGUGACCUGCGCUGUUUGUAAGUAAUAGCUAAAUAAUCCCUCUGUUUAUUUUUCCUGGUAAAUUUUCUCAAUUCACUCGUCGUUGGCCAAUGUGGCAAAAGUUAUUCUGGACCCUGUGCACAGCUAUAAAUGAGUUUGGUAUCAGAGCAGUAUGGUGAUACUUGAAUGAAAAAAAAAAUGCAUUUUAUGUCAAUACUUGACCUUACUGCAGUGUGUAGCGUCUUGCUGGAUAAUCCAAAAGAGUGCUACUUGUCUCCUAAUAUAGUUUAAUAACAGACACUGCACUAAUUUUUUAGCUACCGUAGACGAGGCUUUUAAUAGACUUUGGCUUUUGCUAUAAUAGCGAUUAAUUGUUUGUAGUUUUGUUUAGUAUCAAAUUAGCUUUUGUAUUGUCACUGAGAUACUCAGUCCUCAUUUUCCUCUUGUAGCUGAGGCAGUAGAUGCUGUUCAUUCCAGCUAAAAGUACCAGCACACAGUGGGAGAGAGCUGGAAAUGAAAGAAAAAUAAUGGAGAAUCCUGCUGAAAAAACCCUAGCAUUAAUUUCCUUGAUGGUUUGGUGCUGGUCUCGCUAGUGGACCAACAUAGCCAUGCUGUUCACCAGCAAAACUUAGUUGAUGAAACUGGUUGACCAAGGCAGUCUUGCUGGUUAAAGGGAUAGUUCAUCCAAAAAUAAAGAUUCUGUCAUAAUUUCCUUGCCCUCUUGUCGUUUCAAACCUGUAUGACUUUCUUUUGCGGAACACAAAAGGAGAUCUUUGAAUGAAUAUUCCGGUCCAUCUUUUCAAUACAAUGGCAAUUGAUAGUGACUUCAGAGCUUAAAAAAAAGGACCCAAAGAAAUCAUAAACGUAGUCCACGUGUCAUCUGCAAAGCUUUCUGAAGGCAUAUGAUAGGUUUUUGUAAAACCCAAAAUGUGACAUUUUUCAGCAAAAUUAUUGACGUCAGCUGCGUGUUCAUGGCCACUAUGAGAGAGGCUUGUUCACAAUGGCUUGCUAAAAACAAUGCUCUCGAUAAUAAAUAGUUCUUAUGUCUUUGAGGGUGAGUAAAUAAUGACAGAAUUUUCAUUUUGGUUGAACUGUCCUUUCAACUAUCCAAAUCACAACGUAAGCGGGUGACCAGCCCCAUUGUUUUUUCAGUAGGGAAGAGUAGAAAGAAAUUUCUCUCACUCACAUACACUUUGUAUCAUGGGAUUUGAAGCAUAUGUGUACUGCAUAUGUGCACAUCCUGUGUUUCAGGCACUUGUGAUUCAGACCAUACCAGUGUCAUGUUCUGCUCCCUGUGUUCUUGGGCUGGUUUGAACCUCAGAUUCUGCUUUCUGAAACCCUCCUUAGAACCCAGGAAGCCUAUAUUAUAUAAAUGAAGGAAUGCUAUAAGCCAGAUCACAGGUUUAAAACCCGUCACUAGCUAUCUUAUGCUGUUACAGUCACGCUUUUCCCUUUUUAACGUGAUAAUUGAUGCUCUUUUGUUCAUUUUGCUCUUAAAGUCACCAAUUAUUCUUCUUAAAAUUAUAUUGUCUGUGAAUUUAUGAACUUAUAACUAGUAAGGUUUUUUUUUUACUUCUUUGAAAUACUGUAAUUUCCCUAAAAAUUCUUCUGUAGGGCGCCGUUUUCCUUGCUUUCUUUGUAAUGUUUUGUCAUAAAACCUCAGCCUUUCCUGAGGUCUACUGGAUCAAGACUGUUGUCAAAAGCUCAUAUACAAAUAUCUGUAUGUGUGUAUAUAUAUUAUAUACCUAUGCUUACCUGUUAAGCCAACAAGCACUGAAAAAUAAUGUACCGCCUCUAGACGAUUAGUUCCUGCUUUUGGAGUGCACGCGCGUGGCCAACAUCUAGUGUGCAAGGUGGGGCGCAAGAAUUAUGUCUGAAUGUUCCCCCCUCCCAGUUAUUUAUACUAUAGAGGCAUUUACUCAAAGCCAAGGGUUUAAACCUCAGUGUAUUUUAAGUAAUAGAAAGCUUGCAAUUGUGCCUGAGGCAGUCGUGAGAACUAUUAAUGUUUACCUGAAGAAUCAAAACCUAAUCACUUUUUUAAGUGUGAUUUUACGAAGCUAGGUAAAUUUUAUAAAUCACCUUUAUGGCCCGCUUUAGAAGCGAGUAGUCGGGUGAAAGUAUUAUUAAUUAUGAAUAAUAAGAUGCUAAAGCUCCUGCUCAUCUGUGUUGAAAUCAUUUGAUUGUGAUUAUGGACGUUUGAAGUGUAUCAGGCAGCAGUCUGACUGUGAAUCCCCUCUUCAGUAUAAACAUUAGGCAGGGAGAACGGCAUGUUUAAUAUGAUGCGAAUAAAAAUGGGGCUGUGAGAUACAUGUACAAUUUGUUCUGAAAGCUCGACACCAAGUUAAACAUGGCUUCUAUCCUGCCUAAGGUCCAUAGGAGGAAUAUCUGUUUCCUCCAAGUGCAAUGAAUCAUGUUCAAUGAGACUCAAAAUGUUGCGUCCCAAAUGUUCCUUUGAAGUUACUGUAAGAUGUCUUCCCUCGUGUUUUAAGUUCUUCCCAGAGAUCAGAAGUACCAUACAUGUGCGUAUGACACGUUGUUCUCUCAGACAUUUGCUAAAAAAAAGUGAAAAUGAUCUGUAAGGGAAAUUUCAUGAUGCAGAGGGUCAGGCAUGCUUAUUCCACUGAGCUUAGCCAGUGGAUCUGUCUUCAGGUUUAAAAUGUAUUAUAUCAGCACAAUUCUAAUACUUCUAAUCUUUUUAGAUGGUUGUCCUCUGAAUUUACCUACAGUGAGAGUGGUGUGCAAAUGUCGGCACCUUUUCAAUGCCUAUUUUAGAAAGACAAUAUUUGCACCUUAAACCCAUACCAAAGCAACAUUAUGUUCUUAGAGGGAUAGUUCACCCAUAAAUGAACAUUGUCACCAUUUUGCCAGCUUUAUCUCGCUCCAAACCAGUAUGACUUUCUUUCAUUCAUGAAACACAAAAAGAGAACUAAAGCAGAAUGUAGAAUGUAGUUUCCAUACAAUGAAAGUGAACGGUGACCAGGGACUAUCUAAAAAUGACCCCAAAAUGAUGGCACUUUUCCACUGCACGUUACGGUUCGACUCGAAUCGACUCUGCUCACUUUACUUUUCUGAGUUUGCUUUUCCACUGCAGUUUAGUGCCGCCUCAACGUGGGUGGAAUUAUAGGCUGAUCGUCAUAGUUGUGCCGCCUCUACUGCCGUAGAGGCGGCACAAACGUGUCAAACGUGUCAUCUUAAAUGCGACACAAACAUUACUGACCAUAAACAAUAACACGACUGCUAGCUGUUAGCUGCUAGCUCAUUGUGCUGCAUAAAUCAGUUGUUGCAUGGUGAUUUUACACAAAUGUAACAGUUAAAUUGGCCUGGUUGUUUUAGAGGCAAGCUUUCCAGUAGCUGGUCAACUAAAUAAAGUGAAGCUUUCAAGCAGAAUAUUGAGUUAACGUACCAAAACGUACCUUCCUCCAUCGUGGACUCCAACAACGCCGAGUCUAGGGCACUCUCCCUCCCGUUGCUCGCCGGUCUAUUGCCAUAGAUAGCGUCCAUUUGGUCGAACCACUUCCACAUUCUUCUGUUUGAACCGCUCCGGCUGUUGUGGUCAUUGAUGGUUCUGUAGUCACUUAAGUUUUUUUUAACUUUUCCCUACACUGUUGGUUGGUCCGGUGGUAGCCGUGUGCGGCCAACAGCUGAGACACUUCCUGAAAGACUUUUUCAUUUCACGUCGUUUCGUUCGUCGCUAAAGAGAGGAACGUCUGCACCUCGUUUAUUGACCACGGCAUGGUUUUGUGCACAGCCAUUUCUUUUUACAAUUCGAAAGUCGCGUGAACAAAUGAUAUUGCUGUCGCUGUUGCUAACUUUAAAAAUAGCGGGUUGUUGUCCCGUGUAGCAAAUCCAGUGACACUGGUAGUGAUGAUUCUCUCUGACCAAUUGGUGAUCUGCAGGGUUUUGACGUCACAUUUAGUAUCGGCUCAGCUCGCUUGGAGGUGGUACUAAAAAAAGUAUCGGGUAGAGUCGAGACGAGUUGAGCUGUACCGUGGAGUGGAAAAGCCCCAUAGUCCAGAAAAGUAGUCUAUACGACUGGUGCACUAUAUUCAAAGUCUUCUAAAGCCAUACUUUUAUUGAGCUUUAUUGGGAGAAAAGACAGAAACUUAAGUGUUUAUUCACAAAAUGUCUUCUAAAAUCUCAUUAAUGUUUGCUUGUAUUCAAAUAUGGCACAUAUUUGAUGUGUCAGAGCCUGGUGUGUCAUCAGUAGUGCAAAACGUUAUUGGUUCUUGUGUUUCGUAACCAUAAGCAAAAUUUGAAUGCGUGCAAAAGUCAAAGAAAUGAGAUUUUCAGUCUGUUUCUCACACAAAGCUGUUAUAUGACUUUGAAUAUAGUGUACAAUUAUUUAAUUUUAUGGUACUUUUAUGAUUUUUAUUUUUUUUAUAAUUUUUGGAGAUCAACAGCAUUGUGGCACCAUUCACGUUCAUUUUAAGAAAAUAACAGCGUAAACACCCUCCCUAACAUAUCCUUUUUUGGUGUACGGAAUCAGUUGGGUAUGGAACGACAUGAUGGGGAAUAAAUUAUUUUUUUGGGUGAACUGUCCCUUUUAAAGAUUGAUCUCCCCAUCUCACCAGUGUCCCCUUCGUGAUUUUCAUUCUUAAUAGUGACCCCCUCAGGCAUAUUUAGAGGCGAAAUACCAGUAGAUGUAUUUGAACAAAUUGUCAUUGCUUGUGAAUACCGUGUUGAAUGACAGCACGACUUAUUUGAACGUCCCAGCAUGAUGCAUCAAUAGAAUUUGCUCAAAUAUUUUGCCCCUUGUCAUUAAGCUCACCCCUCCUUUUUUUAGUUAGAAGAUGCCUCUUAGCGAAAUUCCUCUAUGAAACUGAAAUUCCUAUAUUAGCUAUAAAGAUUAUGAUAUUACCCUUUUGUGCUAGAUUGUCUCUUGAAUGUAAUGGAUUUUGUACCUGUAUUUUUCUAAUUGCUUCAGUCUUUCGGUGGCUUUAUAUGGAGGAAUUCUUGGCUGUUUCCUCAAGUAAAUAAUUGUAUAAACUUCCAGUCCUCCUUACAGCACAGACCCUGACUUCUUUAGUGUGCAGUAUAUGCUCACUUUUGCUAACAAUACUACAGUCACCCUCAUCAGACAUCAAAUCUUGUUUUACGCAUUUCGAAGAGAAACAAAGCAAUCACAGAUAUUAAUUGCCAAACCUUCCACAUUUCACCUUCUCUUGAGUCUCAAAGGGAGUCUUAAAGUUCACCCAAAAAAUGGAAAUUUCAUUUACUCACCCUCAUGUCAUCAUUACAACAUUGUGGUGAGUAAAUGAUGACUUUUUUUUUUUUGUUUUGUUUUGUUUUUUUUGAGUGAACUAUCCCUAUAAUUACCGAAAUAUGCACCCUGUGAAUUAUGAUUCAUUUCUUUGUACAAGAAUGUACGUUAAUGGCUUUAGAUGCAGUUGUAGAGCCGUCUUUUUAAAAGCUUACCUGAGAUCCUGUACUGAUUCCUCUAAGGAGUUUCUACUCUUGUGUGCUUGGUCUGAUUAUUGUCACUAGUACUGUAUGAUGCAAUGUAUGGAUCUGAUUGUUACAGUCCAGUUGUUGAUGCAGCCUUGCCUUACUGAACCCUGCAUAGAGGGGGAUCCCUUCGCCAUUGCCCUUCUCACUGAGUCUUAUGUCAUAACACUGUCUGCUGACGCAAAUGUUAUUCUUUAAACACCUAUUAAAGUAACAUAUAUAUGUAACUGUUUGCUCUCUUACUUUCAAUACAGUAAAACUUUGCAUUGAAAUGUUUGGCAUUUGGAAUGUUCUAUUUAUAGUGAAUUUUCCAACAACACAAUAAAAGGUUGAUAAUG